UAUAAGAAAGAUAAAAGAACAACAACAUCCACCACAACUCGCUAUUCCUCUCUCUCUCUGAAACAGAUGUCCAAGCAAUCUUUCAAGGUGUGUUUCUGUUUCAGGCGCAUAUUCAAGCUGAAGGCUUCAGAACCUCCGGAAGAUAUUAAGCGAGUAUUUGAAGAUUACUCAGAUAAUGGCACCAUGAGUAUUGAUCACCUGCAUUUGUUUUUGAGACAGUUCCAAGGAGAGGAUAAUGCAACAAAAGAGGAUGCUCAGAAUAUCUUCAAUAGUCUGAAGCAUCUCAAUAUCUUCCAACGUAAGGGCCUCCAUCUCGAAGCCUUCUUUCGGUAUCUUCUCAGUGACCACAACCCUCCUCUCUCUCCAUCAGUUGAGGUGCAUCAUGACAUGAAAGCUCCGUUGGCUCAUUAUUUCUUAUAUACAGGCCACAACUCUUACUUAACAGGGAAUCAACUUAGCAGUGACUGCAGUGUCGACCCUAUCAUAAAGGCACUAAAGAGAAGUGUAAGAGUAAUUGAAUUGGAUCUGUGGCCAAAUUCAACAAGCAAUGAUGUGGAUGUUCGUCAUGGAGGGACACUGACAUCUCCAGUAGAGCUCAUCCAGUGUUUAAAAGCCAUUAAGGAUCAUGCCUUUAUUGCUUCAGAAUAUCCUGUCAUAAUAACAUUUGAAGACCACCUUACACCCAAGCUUCAAGCUAAAGUGGCCCAAAUGGUCGCUGGAACAUUUGGAGACAUGCUAUGGCGCCCUGACACAGAUUUGGAGGUGUUCCCUUCGCCAGACUCACUGAAGAAAAAAUUUAUUAUAUCGACCAAACCACCAAAAGAAUACCUAGAAUCUCAGAAGAAGGAAAGGGGGGAUUUACACAAGGUGAAGAGUUCAGCAGAAGUUGGACCUUUGGAAAAUGAAAAUCAACCUGUCAAAGACGAAACUGUAACCGAUUCUGAGGAUGAAUCAGAUGAGGAUGAAGACUUGCAGAAUGCAGUUCCUGAAUAUAGGAAAUUAAUAGGCAUCCAUGCUGGGAAGCUGAAAGGUGGAAUAGCAAACUCGCUGGCUGACACUCCCAAGGUCAGACGUGUUAGCUUAUCUGAACAAGAGCUUGAAGAUGCUACCAGAACACAUUCAGAGCAUAUUGUCCGGUUUACCCAGAGGAAUUUGCUGAGGGUAUACCCUAAGGGUAUACGCUUUGACUCAUCUAAUUACAAUCCUUUGAUUGGGUGGAUGCAUGGAGCUCAAAUGGUUGCAUUUAACAUGCAGGGAUAUGGAAAGCACCUUUGGACUAUGCAAGGAAUGUUCAGGGCAAACGGUGGCUGUGGUUAUGUGAAAAAACCAGACUUCCUUUUGAAAAAUGGUGUAGUUCUUGAUCCCAGUGAGUUUCCAGUUCAGACAACUUUAAAGGUUAAGGUGUAUAUGGGAGAAGGAUGGCAUUCAGAUUUCAGUCAUACACACUUUGAUCUUUAUUCCCCACCAGACUUCUACACAAGGGUUGGAAUUACCGGAGUCCCAUAUGAUUCGGUAAUGAGGAGCACAAAAGCAAUUGAGGAUGAGUGGGUACCAGUAUGGAAUCAGGAGUUUGAAUUCCAAUUGACUGUUCCGGAAUUGGCUAUACUUCGAAUUGAAGUCAUGGAGUAUGACACAUCUGGAAAGAAUGAUUUUGGAGGCCAAACAUGUCUGCCUGUCUCAGAAUUGAGAAGCGGCAUCCGAUCAGUUCCACUACAUGACCGGAGGGGAGAAAAAUACAAAUCUGUUAGGCUGCUUAUGCGUUUCAAAUUUGAGUAAUGUUACCACUUGUUUGUGAAUAUCUGAUCUUAAUGUUGUUCAUAUGGUGUUGUAUAAUAAUAUAUAUAUAUAUAUAUACAUUGUGCCAGAAUUUGAGAAA
This is a messenger RNA of Cornus florida, 1876 nucleotides long. Its product is annotated as phosphoinositide phospholipase C 2-like. The coding region runs from base 67 to 1776 and encodes 569 amino acids. Gene Ontology annotation, biological process: phosphatidylinositol-mediated signaling; lipid metabolic process. NCBI's taxonomy places the organism in Eukaryota, Viridiplantae, Streptophyta, Magnoliopsida, Cornales, Cornaceae. The transcript is spliced from 9 exons. The record is from RefSeq and is a predicted model, not a curated record. Gene Ontology annotation, molecular function: phosphatidylinositol-4,5-bisphosphate phospholipase C activity.